AAAUAGAGCAUAUCAAGCCAAAAGUGGUUUACAAGAAUGUCAUGCUAAUGGGGCUAUAUUAGAAUAUUGGUGUGACCAACUUAUAGUCAGAUAUCAAAAGUGGAAAAAUAAAACCCAUGACAUCCAGCAAACAAUUAUUAAUUUACAAAAUAACCCAUUAGCAAAUUCCCUCAAUAUGGCCACCACUUCUAGACAACAUAUAUAUCAAACUAUUCAAACAAGUCUUGCACAUAUUCCUAAUUACAUAGGACAAGAACCACUGAAUGACUAUUGUAAUAAGAUUCAACAAGCAAUUUCUUUUGCUGAUACAAUGAUAAUUGAUGCCAAUCAUGCAAAUGCUAAUACUUUUACUGAUGCACAUAAGGCAGAUAUCUAUAAAUUGAAAAUGGCAAGAAAAUAUGUUCCAGUUCCAGCUCAACAUCCUGUUGUUACUAAUAUUGAUACUCCAGACUGUUUCAGAGCUUGGCUUAGGCAUAAAUAUCACGAAUUAACUAAACCUAAAAAGGUUAAUAAUGUUUAUCAGAGCGAACCAGAAAAUUCAGAUGAUGAGGAGGUGAUGAUAUUGGAAAAUGACGAAAGCAAAGAAGAAGAGGGGGAGGAAGAAGAAAGCAUAUCUAAUAAUGAACCACAAAAUUGUUUCAAUGAAGUAUUUCUUGAAUCUCUUAAACAUAUGAUAUCCGAAUUAAUACCUCAUUGUCCUAAGAAGAUUCUCAUUGAAGCUCGUAUAUUUCUUAAUAAUCUGUUUAUAAAGAUGAAGGAUCAGUUUGAUUCAUAUUAUGGUGAAAAGUAUACAGUCAAAGAAAGAAAUAAGGACCAGACUCCAAACUCUUCGAGUCACAAAGAAAUGAAUCGUGAUUAUGAGCUUAUAUCUCCAUCAGAAAAACUUGACAAUUCCAUUACAUUAAAUCACGCUAUUAAAGUAUACCAAGGAGCACAAAUAAGACAAAAUUGGCCAAACCCUUUUGAGAUUGAUUUUCUUGAUAUAAAAGAACCUAAUGAUGUAACAACGAUUUCAUGUAGAAUAG
Molecule: messenger RNA, 1025 nt
Organism: Acaulospora morrowiae
Lineage: Eukaryota; Fungi; Glomeromycota; Glomeromycetes; Diversisporales; Acaulosporaceae
Source: the annotation of a GenBank genome assembly